Molecule: messenger RNA, 396 nt
Organism: Boeremia exigua
Lineage: Eukaryota; Fungi; Ascomycota; Dothideomycetes; Pleosporales; Didymellaceae
Product: DNA-directed RNA polymerase
Exons: 4
Coding region: 1-396 (131 amino acids)
Biological process (GO): DNA-templated transcription
Cellular component (GO): RNA polymerase III complex; RNA polymerase I complex
Molecular function (GO): protein dimerization activity; DNA-directed RNA polymerase activity; DNA binding
Source: RefSeq, a predicted model, not a curated record
AUGCCCGCUGCCACAGAAGAGAAGGUUGCGCCCAAGAUCAUUGACCCUACAUCAGAGCAUGGCGAGGAAAUCGAUGCUUCUAUAGAUCGCGAUAGGAUACGCGUCCUGGCGGGUGCGACUGAGAGUGCCGCUUCUUUCCAGUUCGAUGGCGAGGAUCACACACUCGGCAACGCACUGAGAUACAUUAUCAUGAAAAACCCUGAUGUUGAGUUCUGUGGUUACUCUAUCCCCCACCCUUCUGAGACUAAGAUGAAUCUGCGCAUUCAGACAUAUGACAACGUCAGCGUGUACCAAGUCCUGGAGAAGGGGCUGGAGGACCUGAUGAACAUGUGUGAUGUCGUUACUGAGAAGUUCACCGUCUCGAGAGAGGAGUUUAUCAACCAGAUGGAGCAGUAG